AUGACGUUAGCGCAAACGGUGGACUCUGAGUCAGAUGCAGGACGAGUAUUUCAACCAUCAUCACUAGUAACAGCAGGAAUCGGGCCAUCUGCGACAGAUGGCGUCUUUCCAGACUAUUCACGAUCUAACCGUCGCUUGCCAUUGUUCUCGGAUGUGACAGGCAUUCACGAUAUUCAGCAAAAGUCACAUGGAGUCAGAACUUUUACGAUCUCAAACGAACAAGUAGCCACCGCGACUUCCAACAUCCGCAUCUACUCUGUUUUCACAGGUGAAAAUGUAUCUUCUUAUGGGCAUGAAAAGGACACCAAACCAACUGCACUCAUGUUUACUCAAAGCCGGCGUCCCGAUAAUUUGGGACAAUAUCUCUGGGCAGGUUGGAGUGAAGGGUCGCUUCAGGUGAUAGACACAAAGACAAGAGAGGUCGUAGAGAAGAAGAGGGCAGCCCAUAAGGGAGGAUGCAUUAUACAGAUCAUUCGAUGCAAGAGUAAUGUCUGGACAGUGGACGAUACAGGAUCUGUCUUUGUUUGGCAGGAAGAUACCAUGCUAGGUCGUCCCACCAUCCAAAAUCCGCUUCAGUCUAUGACCAUUCCACCAAAACAGAUUUGCGCUAUUGCUGUCCAGGAUAUGCUUUGGUCUUCAGAUGGUAUUAAAAUACAUGUCGCUCGCGUGGGAUCGGAUGCGGGACGGCCUAAAAUGGCGCCCACCACAAUGGAUAUACCCUAUGGCAUUGGACCACUCACGUGCAUGGCAACAAUUGCAGGAAGUGGGCAGGUCUUUUCGGGACAUGAGGAUGGCAAGGUCAUCAUUUGGUCAAUUGAAUCUCGUGAAAAGGUGCGGGUCAUCAACGUGCAUGCCUAUAGAAUCAUGUCGUUAUUAGGCGUUGGAUCAUAUCUGUGGGCAGGAUUUGCCACAGGAAAGAUCUAUGUCCUAGACCUACGGCCGGAAGUCCCGGUAGUGAUGAAAGAUUGGCAGGCACAUAAGGACUCGGGUGUUGCCAUACUACAGCUAGACGAGGAAGGAUUGAUUUUAGGAUCUCGGCAUCAGGUCGGAAGCUGUGCAGAAAACGGUGAGAUCAAGAUUUGGGAUGGACUAAUGGCCAAGGAUCGCCUGACCAAAGGAAUGGUAGACCGAAGCAAAGAGUAUUGUCAAUGGCGUGAUCUCAAGGUCUUGAUUUGCUCAUGGAAUAUUGAUGCUUCUAAGCCUGCAGCACAAGACGUUAACGGUGGAGCAGACAGAAGGCUGUUCGAAUCAUGGCUUACCAGUAUGGAUCAAGAAGGGCCGCCAGAUAUCAUCAGCGUUGGAUUUCAGGAAAUUGUUGACCUUGAAAGCAAAAAGAUGACAGCAAAGUCCCUACUGAAGGGAUCAAAACGUGUAGAGACGGAAACCAUUUCAAAACAGUACAAACGAUGGCAAAUCUAUCUUACCAACAAGAUUCGGGAGCUUUAUGCACCUAUGGGUAUUAAUUUCAAGCUACUUGAGUGCUCUAAUCUGGUUGGCCUAUUCAGCUGCGUCUUUAUUCGGGAUCAAGAAUGGGAUAACAUUCGGUCUGAAUGGACACAUGUGGACAUGGUUAAAACAGGCCUGAAAGGAUACCAUGGUAACAAGGGUGGAAUUGCAACACGGUUGAUCAUUGAUGAUACCUCGAUCUCGUUUGUCAAUUGUCAUUUGGCAGCAGGCCAAUCUCACACGAGACAACGCAACACCGAUGCAGCCAACGUACUCAAGAAGCUGUGUCACCCUAAUCCAGCGAUCUCCUCAUCAACAGUCCAUCCAGAAGUGUUUUGGUUCGGAGAUGGUACUAUGGCGAUGGACCAUGAAAUUUGUUUCUUGUCAGGGGAUCUUAAUUAUCGUAUUGAUGUCAAGUUUAGCGAUGCAGUCGCUCGAGUUCAAGCGCAGGAUUGGCCUUAUUUGCAUAUGUACGACCAGCUUCUGAUCCAAAAGCUCAAGAAUCCCCAAUUUGUUUUGCGAGCGUUCAAUGAGAGUGAGUUGAGGUUUGCGCCGACAUACAAAUAUGAUCCAGGCACGGACACAUACGACACGUCAUCGAAGCAUCGAACACCCGCUUGGUGUGAUCGUAUUUUAUGGAGAGGACGACAUGUGCGACAAUUGUUUUAUAAGCGAUCUGAGUGUCGUGUAUCAGAUCACAGACCGAUCAGUGGAGGAUUUAUUGUGGGAGUUAAAAAGAUUGAUGAGGCUCAGAGACGUGUUGUGGAGCAGCAAGUGAAGGAGGGAUGGCUUAAAGUGCAAGAAAAAGAGAUCCGAAUCAAGAAGUUAGCCUGGUUGAGAUCCUGGGGUUGGACUGAUACACGGGUGGAAGGUAUUUUAGACCGAGAAGGAGGCGAUCUUGCACAAGUGGUAAGGAUCCUGUCUUCGGAGUGA
Lobosporangium transversale is the source of this 2379-nucleotide messenger RNA. Its product is annotated as Endonuclease/exonuclease/phosphatase. Gene Ontology annotation, molecular function: phosphatidylinositol-4,5-bisphosphate 5-phosphatase activity; protein binding. The coding region runs from base 1 to 2379 and encodes 792 amino acids. The record is from RefSeq and is a predicted model, not a curated record. NCBI's taxonomy places the organism in Eukaryota, Fungi, Mortierellomycota, Mortierellomycetes, Mortierellales, Mortierellaceae. Gene Ontology annotation, biological process: phosphatidylinositol dephosphorylation. The transcript has 4 exons.